AGUGACUUUCUGUUUCUUCACUUGAUCACCAGAGAAGUCAAGGUUCAACAGUUGUUUUUAUCAAAAAUUAGAUUAGAAAGUAAAUUUCGGAGUAAUAAGGAACAUUCAAUUCGCUUAAAAAAUGGUUCGUGUUUGGUACAUGUCAAACGAUAUUAUCGAUCAACGUCUGGAGAACCAUCUAGACCCACCAACAUUUCUGACGACUGACGAGCUGUUCAAUUCGACGGGAGUGGAAUUCUUCCUAUUGAAUGCCAAAACGUACGAAGCAGACGGAGUGCUGGCCAAAAUACGCAAAGACCGAGGAUACAAUUACGAAGAUCAAAUAGUUUGUUCAAAGGAAUGCCUUGCCGACUAUGACAAUAAGCUGAAAUCAUUUUUCACCGAACAUUUGCACACCGACGAGGAGAUACGAUUCGUUGUGGAUGGACGUGGAUAUUUUGAUGUUCGUGAUGGAAGUGAUCGAUGGAUUCGGAUUGAAGUGGUUGCCGGCGAUAUGAUCGUUAUUCCGAGUGGUAUUUACCAUCGCUUUACGCUCGAUAGUAGCAAUUACAUUGUGGCAAAACGAUACUUUGUCGGCGAACCCGUUUGGUUGCCUUACAAUCGCCCGUCGGACGAAAUGGAUGUUCGAAAGGACUACUUGAGAAAAUUGUCGGAGGGAUUCAAGUGAAGUUGAACUUGUUGUUCAUCGAGAAUGUAAAUAAGACGAAUGUUAAUUUGAUGCAGGGC
Messenger RNA from Bradysia coprophila, 726 nucleotides. It is a transcript of the gene Adi1, whose product is annotated as acireductone dioxygenase 1. NCBI's taxonomy places the organism in Eukaryota, Metazoa, Arthropoda, Insecta, Diptera, Sciaridae. The record is from RefSeq and is a predicted model, not a curated record. Gene Ontology annotation, molecular function: acireductone dioxygenase [iron(II)-requiring] activity.